Messenger RNA from Papilio machaon (common yellow swallowtail), 1626 nucleotides. RefSeq names its product 5-methylcytosine rRNA methyltransferase NSUN4. NCBI's taxonomy places the organism in Eukaryota, Metazoa, Arthropoda, Insecta, Lepidoptera, Papilionidae. The transcript has 10 exons. Gene Ontology annotation, biological process: RNA methylation. The record is from RefSeq and is a predicted model, not a curated record. Bases 94 to 1626 code for a protein of 510 amino acids. Gene Ontology annotation, molecular function: methyltransferase activity.
UUCUAACCUAAAAAAAAUAUAGAUUAUUUGAUAUACCAAAAUAAUGAUUGUGUUGUUUCAAACUUUCAAACAAAUAAAUGUGUAAUUUUCAUAAUGUUUAACAUACUUAAAAUAAAUGUAUCUUCUAGAUCUUUCUUAAUUUUACAAGCUCGAUUCAAAACAAAGACACAUUGGGCAAAAUUAAAAAAGAAGACUGGCCCUAAACACAAGGCAUUAAACCAUUUUGACGACUUCUAUGGGUCCGUUUUUGGAGAACAAUGGCCUCCAAUGAAAGAAGCCUUACUUCGUCGGUCUAAAUACGUCGCUGUUAUAAAUAAUUAUGGAGAUGCAGAAGAAACUAUGAAAUAUCUUUCUAAUAGAGGUGCCCAUUGUCUUAAAGAUUUAAUGAAAAUCCAACAAGCCUUUUCUAAUGAAUACACACCCACAGAACCUGAUACUGAUACACAAGUAAAGUCACACACAAACAUUAUAGAUAAUUAUAUAUCAAGACUUCAGAACGAUGAAGUUUCAGAAAUUUAUCCCAAGAGUGAUAAUGUACCAGAAAAAAUAGAUUUAAGUGAAAAUCUUGAUAAAACAAUAGAAAAUAAAAAAGUUGAUGAAAUGGUAACUGUAAAUAGAACCCUGAAUCAAGCAUUAGAUGUUGCAGAAAUAGACCAGUCUAGAAUAAUUGAACCUUCUAUGGGAAUCAAUUCCGAAGUUCUCUACCAAUAUAUACCAGCAACUAAACUCAAAGGUUUAGAUGAUUGGGUGCCCGAGUCUCUUCAUUAUUCUUAUUAUAAUAGCAAAGAUAAAGACUUCCCAUUAAUAGUAGAACCGGAAAAGGAAUUCACUUAUCCGGAACAUUUGAAAGUGUACACAUAUGAAAUGAACAGUGAUUGGAGCAUGUUUCCUGAACCAAAGAGAUCUCAGACAGGUGUUUUUAACUAUUACCCAAUGGAUUGUAGCAGUGUGGUUGCAGUGCUAGCACUUUGUCUUUCACCUGGUGAUAGAUUGCUAGACUUAUGUUCCGCACCAGGGGGCAAAGCCCUAGUCGCGUUGCAGACAUUGCUGCCCGAUGUAGUUGUUUGUAAUGAUGUAUCUAUAUCUAGGUCUAACAGGACUGAAAGGAUAUUCCGUGACUAUUUGAUAGACUUCGAGAAUAACAAAUGGCGGGAAAGAGUGCUCCUUUCCCGCGUUGAUGGACGUAUAUUUACUGAUGAUCAAGGAUUCGACAAGGUUCUUGUAGACGUGCCGUGCACUACAGAUAGACAUUCAGUGAACGAGGAUGAGAACAAUAUAUUCAGGCCGGACCGAGUGAAGGAGAGAUUGCGUAUACCGGAGCUGCAGACACAGCUAUUAGUGAACGCUUUAAAGCUAGUAAAGGUGGGCGGGGCAGUGGUGUACUCGACGUGCUCUCUGAGUCCAGUACAAAACGACGGCGUGGUGCACACUGCGCUCAGGCACGCCUUCGAAUCCCAUCAAAUUGUCGCUGUUGUUAGAGAUCUAUCAUCAUCACUGCGCAGUCUGAGCAGCACAUUACAGCUGGGCAGCGGACCCGCAAAGCCCCGCUACGGGCAGCUGGUGGUGCCCUCAACUGCCGCUAACUUUGGACCCGCAUACAUAGCUAGACUCGUCAGAGUUAAGUGA